CAGCUGAGCAGUCUGACUGAACCCCAGCGGGAAAGCAAGGAUAGAGAGGAACCCCCUGGCACUGUCGCUGCACCUUGGGCCUCCACCAUGGCGCUGGGCUUGGAGCAGGCGGAGGAGCAGCGAUUGUACCAGCAGACGCUCCUGCAAGAUGGGCUCAAGGACAUGCUGGACCACGGCAAGUUCCUCGACUGUGUGGUGCGGGCGGGCGAGCGCGAGUUCCCGUGCCACCGCCUGGUGCUGGCCGCCUGCAGCCCCUACUUCCGGGCGCGCUUCCUGGCUGAGCCAGAGCGCGCGGGCGAGCUGCGCCUGGAGGAGGUGUCCCCGGACGUGGUGGCCCAGGUGCUGCACUACCUGUACACGUCGGAGAUCUCACUGGACGAGGCGAGCGUGCAGGAUUUGUUCGCCGCGGCGCACCGCUUCCAGAUCCCGUCCAUCUUCACCAUCUGCGUCUCCUUCCUGCAGAAGCGCCUGUGCCUCUCCAACUGCCUGGCCGUCUUCCGCCUCGGCCUCCUGCUCGACUGCGCGCGCCUCGCGGUGGCUGCCCGCGACUUCAUCUGUGCGCACUUCACGCUAGUGGCGCGGGACGCCGACUUCCUCGGACUCUCUGCCGACGAGCUCAUCGCCAUCAUCUCCAGCGACGGCCUCAACGUGGAGAAGGAGGAGGCGGUGUUCGAGGCGGUGAUGCGAUGGGCGGGCAGUGGCGACUCCAAGGCUCAGGCCGAGCGCCAGCGCGCGCUGCCCACAGUCUUUGAGAGCGUGCGCUGCCGCCUGCUGCCGCGCGCCUUCCUGGAGAGCCGCGUGGAGCGCCACCCUCUUGUGCGUGCCCAGCCGGAGUUGCUGCGCAAGGUGCAGAUGGUGAAGGAUGCGCACGAGGGCCGUAUCACCACGCUGCGCAAGAAGAAGAAGGGGAAGGAGGCGGCCGGGGCCGAGGAGGCCAAGGGCACAUCCGAAGCCAAGGAGGACGAGGAGGCCGAACGUGUCCUACCUGGGAUCCUCAAUGACACCCUGCGCUUUGGCAUGUUCCUGCAGGACCUUAUUUUCAUGAUCAGCGAGGAGGGUGCUGUGGCUUACGAUCCAGCCGCCAACGAGUGCUAUUGUGCCUCCCUCUCCAACCAGGUCCCCAAAAACCAUGUCAGCUUGGUCACCAAAGAAAACCAGGUCUUCGUGGCUGGAGGCCUUUUCUACAACGAGGACAACAAAGAGGACCCCAUGAGUGCUUACUUCCUUCAGUUUGAUCACCUGGACUCAGAGUGGCUGGGGAUGCCACCGCUGCCCUCCCCACGCUGCCUCUUCGGCCUGGGAGAGGCUCUCAACUCCAUCUACGUGGUCGGCGGCCGAGAGGUCAAGGACGGAGAGCGCUGCCUGGACUCGGUCAUGUGCUACGACAGGCUGUCAUUCAAAUGGGGCGAAUCGGACCCACUGCCUUAUGCUGUGUAUGGCCACGCGGUGCUCUCCCACAUGGACCUGGUCUACGUCAUUGGCGGCAAAGGCAGCGACAGGAAGUGCCUGAACAAAAUGUGCGUCUAUGACCCCAAGAAGUUCGAGUGGAAGGAGCUGGCACCCAUGCAGACCGCCCGCUCACUCUUUGGUGCCACCAUCCAUGACGGGCGUAUAUUUGUGGCAGCUGGGGUCACCGACACGGGGCUGACCAGCUCUGCGGAGGUGUACAACAUCGCAGACAACAAGUGGGCGCCCUUUGAGGCCUUCUCGCAGGAGCGCAGCUCGCUCAGCCUGGUCAGCCUGGCGGGCACCCUCUAUGCCAUUGGUGGCUUUGCCACUCUGGAGACCGAGUCUGGAGAGCUGGUCCCCACAGAGCUCAACGACAUCUGGAGGUAUAACGAGGAUGAGAAGAAGUGGGAGGGUGUCCUGCGGGAGAUCGCCUACGCGGCCGGUGCCACCUUCCUGCCUGUGCGGCUCAACGUGCUGCGCCUGACCAAGAUGUGACCAGCCCAGAGGGCUUGAACCAAGCGCUGCUCCCGUCCUGCAGCACUCACAGACCUGGCCUCGUGGGGGCUCCGAGGAGGAGGCCAGGAGAGGCCAGAGCACCCCUGGAUCCAGUUAUGGUGCCUGAGGGGCUGCUUCAGCCAGGAAAGGGAAAUCCCUGCCUAGUCCUAGCUUUCGGGCAGGGCCAAGGAACUAGAGGCUUCUCCAGUGUCACCAUAUCCCUCCGGGUGUUCUCCGUCCAUGAGCCAGAACCACAGGGGUGGAUCCCAGGUGCACCCUGGCCCUGCCCCAGCCUGGCUGUGUGUGCCACGUAAGUUCCCCCAGAUGGGAGUGUCCCCUUCAAGCGCACCUUGCAGCGUGGAUAAGUCUCCUUUGCUAAGAAGAAUAAAGUGCCUUCUGAGCAAGCAGCUUAGGUCUGGAAUCAG
Messenger RNA from Propithecus coquereli (Coquerel's sifaka), 2369 nucleotides. RefSeq names its product kelch-like family member 40 (gene KLHL40). Gene Ontology annotation, biological process: negative regulation of proteasomal ubiquitin-dependent protein catabolic process; negative regulation of protein ubiquitination; skeletal muscle fiber development. Gene Ontology annotation, cellular component: A band; I band. The record is from RefSeq and is a predicted model, not a curated record. The coding region runs from base 88 to 1944 and encodes 618 amino acids. Lineage: Eukaryota; Metazoa; Chordata; Mammalia; Primates; Indriidae. Gene Ontology annotation, molecular function: protein binding. The transcript is spliced from 6 exons.